Messenger RNA from Cherax quadricarinatus, 10143 nucleotides. The record is from RefSeq and is a predicted model, not a curated record. NCBI's taxonomy places the organism in Eukaryota, Metazoa, Arthropoda, Malacostraca, Decapoda, Parastacidae.
UUUGUUCAAUGUUGAGAGUAAGUUUGUUAGUCAUCAUCUAGGUAGAUAUUUUCUGUAAUUCGGUAUUUACAAUAUUGGCUAGCAUGACUGGGCUUGGGUGAAAGAAGAAGAAUGUAGUGUCAUCUGCAAAUAGUGUGGGUUUGAGUAGUUGCGAUGCAUUUGGUAGGUCAUUUAUGUAAACGAGAAAGAGAAGAGGGCCAAGGACCUCUUCCUCAGUUUGCAGUUAUGGCUUCUUGUUCUCUCUCUUGCUGUCAUUAAGAAUCUUCUUUAUCUAUUCUUCAAGGUCUUUUUAAUACAGUGCUGAAUAGUCCCAUGAUUAAAGGACUUUGGUAUAGCUUUCAGUCUCACAAGUGGGGUGACUGAAAAAAAAAUGAAAGAAAAGUUUGUUUAUACAUUUAGUAAUUUAUACAGAAGGGGUAACCAGCUCCUUUCUCCUAGCAUUUUAUUCCCCUCAUACAACACACAUGGCUUAUGAAGGAAGAAUUCUCCUCUUUCCCAUUUAGGCUACUUUACAGUUAUCUUGGCUGAUAUAAUCUGGGUGGUAGGGAGCACUGUUUAGGAAGAGGAAGGCUUUAAAUAGUAAUUAAUUGUACUUCAGUUCAAGAUCUUUAUCUCCCACAGGCAUUUUCUGUUUUCUAAUUAUUUUACAAUAAGGCGAAGAAAAGAAAUAACACAGUUACUGUAUAUUACACCACAGAAUGCUACCUCCAUAAGCCAUGCAUGUCAUAAGAGGAAACUAAAAUGCCAGAACAAGGGGCUAGAUUUACUAACCUUUUUUUUUUUUCUUGGUUCACAAAAUUUAAAAAAAAAAUUCUUGCAGACAAAAUGCUGUUUCUUUGGAGGAGGAGAGUUCAGUUGUUACUGCAACGACUAUAUAACCUACCAUGUAGUACAAGGAAAUGGCUGCGAUGGAAGUAUGAUCUGUUCAUUUUAACAAUGAAAGCAUUAUUCUACAAUGAAUUCGUUAAUAUGUCAUACGUACUAGAAGUUUUCAUGGAGCCAAUGGUGUGGAUUGUGGACCACUUCACAAAGGUUCUUGGACCUAUCCUUGUUGGGGGAGUAAUAACGUUAACUAGCUCAGUCGUUUCUAUAGUUUACAUCAUUGGUCUACCCUACUAUUGGCAGAAAUCACCGAUACUUACCUGUUUUCUAAUUGUACUAGGACACUGGUUGUUAAUAAAUGUCAUCUUCCACUUCACAAUGGCAGCAAUUACUGACCCAGGUACACCUCCAAAGGGAAUUUUAAUCAGUGAAGCAGUAAGUGUUUGUAAAAAAUGUAUAGCACCGAAGUCACCUCGCACACAUCAUUGCUCAGUGUGUAACCGCUGCAUUCUCAAGAUGGAUCAUCACUGCCCUUGGCUCAACAACUGUGUGGGGCACUUUAACCACCGUUAUUUCUAUAUGUAUAUGGUAUAUAUGACAUUGGGGACAAUUUUCAUCAUAACACUUGGUUUUGAAAUAGCAUACAGUGAGAUAUGGCUAGGUGGAGAAAUGGGUGUAGGAUUAAGUGAUGCCCUGGAUUUGGUGAUGAAUGACAGUACCCCCCAGGAACAGGAUGAGUUAGAAGGCUACCCAGUAAGGAUCAACGGUACUCACAUGAUGCCUGUGGGAUAUGGUGGUACAGUUGGCAGUCCGGUUCUUCUCGAGCCACCUGAAGAAGAAAUGGAUAUCGAAAGAAGAAACUAUUGGUAUCGAUUUUCCAUCAUGUACUCCGGAAUGUUAACCACAGGUGCAUUUUUCUCCCUUGGUGGACUGGCCACUUGGCAUGGAAGACUAAUAUCAAGAGGAGAGACCAGCAUUGAAGCUCACAUCCCAAACCCAAAAAGGGGACUGAAAGAUUUUGCAAAAAUCAACCAAGAAUACAAGAAUCCAUAUGAUUUUGGACCAUCAGAGAAUUGGAAACUCUUUCUUGGUUUAACGCAUGGCAGAGGAUGGAGACACAUUCUUCUUCCAUCGUGGCACUUACCUGAUGGAAAUGGAUUAACUUGGCCCAAUGCUAUCAUCACUGCUGCAAGUCACGACAAAGCUGCAUGACAGACACCUUAUUUGUUCUUUUAAAUUAGAAUGUUAAUUAUUACAUAUAUCUUUUAGCCACAAGACUUUCAUACAUUCCAGGAACCAAUGCCAGUAUUUUUACCAGAAGACUGUCUUACAUUUCCAGAAAAUGGUGCUGUAUUUAUCAUUUUAUAGCAUCUGCUUUAAUCAAUUUCUUCCAAUUAGAUACAGAGAAAACAAAGCUUCCUCUGUUUUUUUUUUAAAUCAAAUUUCACUAGUGAACUUGUAGAAAUAAUUAGUGAUGUAUUAAUUUUAUAAAUGAUGAAAGAGAAGAGGUAGCGACAUACAGUAACACAGAUACAUGCUGAGAGAAUGGAGCCCCCUCAUGGGAGGUGUUCCUUGAUGCUAAUAAGGGGCUCUUGAUCCAAGGAAUUGAACCUGACCCUCCUUCCUCAGAUUGAGCCUUAUUGCUGCCCAUUCCCUCAGACAGACACUGACUCCCUUUAGGUUAAUUGUUGAAAAUAAAUGGUGUAAAAUACCGACGCAAUGGAAACAUAUGUGUUUAUGUUUUCAGGUUAAUUGUUUCCCCAUGAGUGUAAUAAUAAUGAGAUUAUUAUUAUUACCAUCAUAACUAAGCACUAAACCCACUAUGGUCAUACAGCACUGUAGGGUAGGGUGUAUAUUCCUGAUCAGACACACACACAAUAACAAUGAGAGAAUAGCUAUAAAUUAACCCUUUGACUGUUGCAGGCCCCUUUCUGAAACUGUCAUUCUGUCGCAACAUUUUUGAAAAAAAAAAAAAAAAAUUCUUAUGAAAUGAUAGAAAAUCUUUUCCCGAUGGUAAUGACACCAAAAGCACAAAAUUUGGUCGAAAACUCCCGGAAUUAUGCUCCCGCGAAGUUAGCGGUCUAGGCGACAUAUACACAUCGGCGAUUUCGCCAACUUUGAGCCUUGUUUUUGGCCAAUUCCGUUGUUCCAGUUGACCAAACUCAUAGCUAUUUCUUUAGAACUCCAUUUUUUUCUAUCAACUGAGUACAAGAAACUGCCCAUUUACCGAUUUGAACUACUCAAUAAAGUGGUCAGAAAUUGGCAAUUUGGCCAAUAUCAUGCAAAUUAAAAAAGAUGCCAAUUUCAAAAUAGGGUCCAGAAUAAACAAUGUAGACAUUCUUGGCACUAAAAUAACAUAUCCUCUGUUCAUUAGUCACGUCUCUAGGCCCCUCUUAUAUUACUGUUGCUUUCCAUUUUGAUCUUUUGUUCAUACAAAAAAUACAAAAUUUACUGUUAUGCAGACUACUGCAUUAUUGUAAAAAUGGUAUAAAUAAUAUCAGUGCACUAGCAAAAGAAUAUUAGACUCCCCAGUUGACAUGUAUUGGACGUGUGGUGUGAUUUGCUUACUCUUGAACAUUGGUAAAAAUCGAACAUUUCUGCUACUUUGAGCUGAAUUUCAAGGUCAUUUUCAUCGUGAAAGUAAUCAAAAUCAUCUCUAUUUCUGCAAUAUGUUUUACAUUUUAUCACCUGAGACCAUGAAAAUGAGAAUACAACAAUAAAUACUAUACGAAAAUACACCUCAAAGUUGGCGUUUUAAUCCAAAAAAAGUCCGUUUUUUUUUCUCAUUAUGCACUGCGUGCGGCAGGAUUUUUUUUAUGUGGUGCACACUGACCACACAGACCCAUUCUCUCACAUGAGGGCCUACCAGCUUUCUCCUGCUUGAUUUGAAGCCGCUAGAAUUAUCGAGUAUAUAUACUUCCGAAACACUGGCUCGUAAGACAUAUAUAUACGACCAAAACAGUCAAAGGGUUAAGUAGGCAAGUACUUAUGAGUAACAUAUAUCUUACCAUAUAAAAACUAUAAAAUUAUUCAGCUUUUCAAAAAAUUUUAUGAUCUGAAUCUGUAGAAAUGGUUCAAGGUUCUUAGUUUAAUUUCCUUGCACUAUCUUGCUAUACACCAGGGUAUCCCUCAAGGAUGUAAGAAGACAUUUUAAUAGUGUAUAUUUUUGUUUUAGUAAAGACACUGAUGCAGUCAACUAGUCAUUGUUUUUUAGAGGAAUAAACUUUUAGCAGACUUUGCCACAUUUUAAAGAUUUUUAUCAUCUUGAGAUAAGCAGAAAUAAUAUAUUAAUAUAUACUUUGUAAGUUUAUUCAGAUUUUGUAAAAUGUCUGUAAUGAACUGGCACAUUCACAAGUGCAAAUUCCAUAUAGAUCAUGCAACACUGUUCAUCAUGCAGGUACUUCGCUUUGUAUUCAAUAAAUGUAUGGCAGAAUGAAUAUCUUAUAAUUGUAGGGUUUAGACAUAUUUAAGUAACGUUGCAUUACUCGUUGCUAACUAAUGAUGUAAUAUUUUAUAACAUUAGUCAGUGUGGAAAUAUGUAAUUUUUAUUGUACAUGAUUUUUUGUCUAGUCUUUUUUAGCAAUGGGGUUAUAACAUACACACAAUGUGCAUUAAUUUAUUAAGUUAUAAAUAUUUAAUAUUUGCAUGCAGGGAAAUUUUAAAAUCAAGUAAAAAUUUCAUAUAAAUCCAAAUGGAUUGAUUUACACCUGAUAUAUUAGGCAUAGCAAGGGCCUAGUAACCCAUUCACCUGUAUAAAAUACUAAAUGUAAAAAGAAAAAUUUUCAUUUUUCUGUUUGGGCCACCCUGCUUUGGUGGGAUAUGACCAGUUUGUUGAAAAAAAAAAAUAUUAGGCAUACAGUGAAUGUUCUAAACUGGAUUGAAACAAAAUUUAUUAGUGGGUAAAAAUGUUGUGGAGAGAGUAGUAGGUAAAUUUGGGGUGCCAGGGGUAAAUAUAAAUGGGGAGCCUUUAAUUGAGCCAUGUGUAGAAAGAGAUUUGGUAAUAACUAAUACAUAUUUUAUGAAAAAGAGGAUAAAUAAAUAUACAAGGUAUGAUGUAGCACGUAAUGAAAGUACACCUACCAUCCGACUUACGACCGAGUUCGGUUCCGAGAAACCGGUCGUAAGUCGAAAUGGUCGUAAGUCAAACUUUACUACUGAAUAUCAAUGUAACAUUUUUGUAAUGACCUUAUUUUAUUGUUUUAUUUUGGUAUUUCUUGUUUUACUUUACUUUUUAUGCUGUUAGUACUGUAUUUUAUGCUGUAAGGUUUAGGAUAAACACUGUGUACAACACAAAUAGUUGUUUAUUUCCCAGAAAUUUGGUAUAAAAAACACGGUCGUAAGUCGAGUAGGUCGUAAGUCAGAUGGUAGGUGUAGUUUGUUAGAUUAUGUAUUGGUGGAUAAAAGGUUAAUGGGUAGGCUCCAGGAUGUACAUGUUUAUAGAGGGGCAACUGAUAUAUCGGAUCAUUAUUUAGUUAUAGCUACAGUUAGAGUAAGAGGUAGAUGGGACAAGAGGAAGGUGGCAACAACAAGUAGGAGGGAAGUGAAAGUGUAUAAACUAAGGGAGGAGGAAGUUCGGGUGAGAUAUAAGUGACUAUUGGCAGAAAGGUGGGCUAGUGCAAAGAUGAGUUGUGGGGGGAGGUUGAAGAGGGUUGGAUGAGUUUUAAAAAUGCAGUAUUAGAAUGUGGGGCAGAAGUUUGUGGUUAUAGGAGGGUGGGGGGCAGGAGGAAAGAGGAGUGAUUGGUGGAAUGAUGAAGUAUAGGGUGUGAUAAAAGAGAAAAAGGUAGCUUACGAGAGGUUUUUACAAAGCAAAAGUGUUAUAAGUUAUAAGAAGAGCAGAGUAUAUGGAGAGUAAAAGAAAGAUGAAGAGAGUGGUGAGAGAGUGCAAAAGGAGAGCAGAUGAAAGAGUGGGAGAGGCACUGUCAAGAAAUUUUAAUGAAAAUAAGAAAAAAUUUUGGAUUGAGUUAAACAAGUUAAGAAAGCCUAGGGAACGUAUGGAUUUGUCAGUUAAAAACAGAGUAGGGGAGUUAGUAGAUGGGGAGAGGGAGGUAUUAGGUAGAUGGCGAGAAUAUUUUGAGGAACUUUUAAAUGUUGAGGAAGAAAGGGAGGCGGUAAUUUCAUGCACUGGCCAGGGAGGUAUACCAUCUUUUAGGAGUGAAGAAGAGCAGAAUGUAAGUGUGGGGGAGGUACGUGAGGCAUUACGGAGAAUGAAAGGGGGUAAAGCAGCUGGAACUGAUGGGAUCAUGACAGAAAUGUUAAAAGCAGGAGGGGAUAUAGUGUUGGAGUGGUUGGUACUUUCUUUAAUAAAUGUAUGAAAGAGGGGAAGGUACCUAGGGAUUGGCAGAGAGCAUGUAUAGUCCCUUUAUAUAAAGGGAAGGGAGACAAAAGAGAUUGUAAAAGUUAUAGAGGAAUAAGUUUAUUGAUGAAAUAUUGGAUAUCAGAUUGGAGGGAGAGAGUAUGGAGGAGGUGAAUGUAUUCAGAUAUUUGGGAGUGGACGUGUCAUCGGAUGGGUCUAUGAAAGAUGAGGUAAAUCAUAGAAUUGAUGAGGGGAAAAGGGUGAGUGGUGCACUUAGGAGUCUGUGGAGACAAAGAACUUUGUCCUUGGAGGCAAAGAGGGGAAUGUAUGAGAGUAUAGUUUUACCAACGCUCUUAUAUGGGUGUGAAGCAUGGGUGAUGAAUGUUGCAGCGAGGAGAAGGCUGAAGGCAGUGGAGAUGCCAUGUCUGAGGGCAAUGUGUGGUGUGAAUAUAAGGAAGAGAAUUCAUAGUUUGGAAGUUAGGAGGAGGUGCGGGAUUACCAAAACUGUUGUCCAGAGGGCUGAGGAAGGGUUAUUGAGGUGGUUCGGACAUGUAGAGAGAAUGGAGCGAAACAGAAUGACUUACAGAGUGUAUCAGUCUGUAGUGGAAGGAAGGCGGGGUAGGGGUCAGCCUAGGAAAGGUUGGAGGGAGGGGGUAAAGGAGGUUUUGUGUGCGAGGGGCUUUGACUUCCAGCAGGCAUGCGUGAGCGUGUUUGAUAGGAGUGAAUGGAGACAAAUGGUUUUUAAUACUUGACGUGCUGUUGGAGUGUGAGCAAAGUAACAUUUAUGAAGGGGUUCAGGGAAACCGGCAGGCCGGACUUGAGUCCUGGAGAUGGGAAGUACAGUGCCUGCACUCUGAAGGAUGGGUGUUAAUGUUGCAGGUUAAAAACUGUAGUGUAAAGCACCCUUCUGGCAAGACAGUGAUGGAGUGAAUGAUGGUGAAAGUUUUUCUUUUUCGGGCCACCCUGCGUUGGUGGGAAUCGGCCAGUGUGAUAAUAAAAAAAAAAAGUUUAUCGAGUAUACCAGGAAAAGUGUACGGUAGAGUUAUUAUUGAAAGAAUUAGAGGUAAGACAGAAUGUAGGAUUGUGGAUGAGCAAGGAGGUUUCAGAGUGGGUAGGGGAUGUGUAGAUCAAGUGUUUACAUUGAAGCAUAUAUGUGAACAGUAUUUAGAUGAAGGUAGGGAAGUUUUUAUUGCAUUUAUGGAUUUAGAAAAGGCAUAUGAUAGAGUGGAUAGGAGAGCAAUGUGGCAGAUGUUGCAAGUAUAUAGAAUAGGUGGUAAGUUACUAAAUGCUGUAAAGAGUUUUUAUGAGGAUAGUGAGGCUCAGGUUAGGGUGUGUAGAUGAGAGGGAGAUUACUUCCCAGUAAAGGUAGGUCUUAGACAGGGAUAUGUAAUGUCACCAUGGUUGUUUAAUAUAUUUAUAGAUGGGGUCAUAAAAGAAGUAAAUGCUUGGGUGUUCGGGAGAGGGGUGGGAUUAAAUUAUGGGGAAUCAAAUACAAAAUGGGAAUUGACACAGUUACUUUUUGCUGAUGAUACUGUGCUCAUGGGAGAUUCUGAAGGAAAAUUGCAAAGGUUAGUGGAUGAGUUUGGGAGUGUGUGUAAAGGUAGAAAGUUGAAAGUGAACAUAGAAAAGAGUAAGGUGAUAAGGGUAUCAAAUGAUUUAGAUAAAGAAAAAUUGGAUAUCAAAUUGGAGAGGAGGAGUAUGGAAGAAGUGAAUGUUUUCAGAUACUUGGGAGUUGACGUGUUGGCAGAUGGAUUUAUGAAGGAUGAGGUUAAUCAUAGAAUUGAUGAAGGAAAAAAGGUGAGUGGUGCAUUGAGGUAUAUGUGGAGUCAAAAAACGUUAUCUAUGGAGGCAAAGAAGGGAAUGUAUGAAAGUAUAGUAGUACCAACACUCUUACAUGGGUGUGAAGCUUGGGUUGUGAAUGGAGCAGCGAGGAGGCGGUUGGAGACAGUGGAGAUGUCCUGUCUAAGGGCAAUGUGUGGUGUAAAUAUUAUGCAGAAAAUUCGGAGUGUGGAAAUUAGGAGAAGGUGUGGAGUUAAUAAAAGUAUUAAUCAGAGGGCUGAAGAGGGGUUGUUGAGGUGGUUUGGUCAUUUAGAGAGAAUGGAUCAAAGUAGAAUGACAUGGAGAGCAUUUAAAUCUGUAGGAGAAGGGGCUCUGUAGGGGCUCUGGUGGCCUGGUGGUUAACGCUCUCGCUUCACACGGUGAGGGCCUGGGUUCGAUUCCCAGCCAGAGUAGAAACAUUGGACGUGUUUCUUUCCACCUGUUGUCUAUGUUCCCCAUCAGUAAAAUGGGUACCUGGGUGUUAGUCGACUGGUGUGGGUCGCAUCCUGGGACACUGACCUAAGGAGGCCUGGUCACAGACCGGGCCGCGGGAGCGUUGACCCCCGGAACUCUCUCCAGGUAAUCUCCAGGUAAGGAAGGCGGGGUAGGGGUCAUCCUCGAAAAGGUUGGAAGGAAGGGGUGAGGGAGGUUUUGUGGGCAGGCGUGCAUGAGCUUGUUCGAUAGGAGUGAAUGGAGACGAAUGGUAUUCGGGUAAACCGGUUAUUUUAUAUAGCCGGACUUGAGUCCUGGAAAUGGGAAGUACAAUGCCUGCACUCUAAAGGAGGGAUUUUGGGAUAUUAGCAGUUUGGAGGGAUAUGUUGUGUACCUUUAUACGUAUAUGCUUCUAAACUGUUGUGCUCUGAGCACCUCUGCAAAAACAGUGAUUAUGUGUGUGUGAGGUGAAAGUGUUGAAUGAUGAUGAAAGUAUUUUCUUUUUGGGGAUUUUCUUUCUUUUUGGGUCACCCUGCCUCAGUGGGAGAUGGCCGACUUGUUGAAAAAAAAAAAAUGUAAAAAUGUUUUGGCUUAGGAUGUAUAACACAAUAUUUAGUUUAUAAAUUUUGUGCAUGAGAGGAAGUUUGCCAUUGUCUGCAGAUACAGUAUUUUAAUAGAAGUCAACAGUGACUAUUAGGUACAGUACUGACUCUACAAUUGUACCUGUAUUGAUAUAAAAUGCUUGCUAUUAGUGAAAAUUGAAGACCAAAAUAUAUGAGUGUUUUUUAGAGUGUAGUAUGCAUAUAUAGGCUGUGUUUUAGAAGAUUUCAAGUAAGCUGUGUUUUAAAUAUGGGGGGAAAAAAUAAGUGUCUUGUGAUGGGCUUUGAGAGAUUUUCUUCCCUAGUAACUGUGUGAUUAGCCAGGUUAUUGCUACCUGCAGCCUGCAGGGCUAUUGAGUUUUUCAUUUGCAGACUCCGCAAAAUUUGAUAAUCUUGAAUCGUAACCUGAUGAUGGCUGAUGUUUGGUUCAUGAAAAAUGAUAGUCUGGGCAGAAAAAAUAACAUUUAAGAAUUACUUAAUGUCUCUUUAUAAUGUACACAAAGGAGUUCCAUGAACUAGUUUAAAAAUAGAACACUUAUCAUUUUGCUCAAUGUAAGGACCUUCCUUACUAUGUCCAUUUUGUACCUAUAGAAAACAUUUUAGAAAUCCAUUAUUCAGUUGAAGUGUGAGCAAGGUAACAUGAAGGGAUUCAGGGAACCAGGUUAUCCAGGAACCUACACUCUGGAGAGGUCAGGACAUUGCAGGUUACAGGGUCAUUUGAAUUGUGAUGUCAGCACACUUCUGGCAAGACAGGUUUUGAAUAAGUGAAUAGUGAGAGAUGGCCAUGUGUUAAAAAAAAAAAAAUCCAACUGUAUAUUCAUUACUAAUAGAAGCAAUAUUUUGCCAUAUUGUACUGUAUAUGUACCUUUCAAAGCUGAAUAAUAUUUUUUUUUUUUUUACUUCUGGUGGCUCACAAUACCAAAGUUCUAUUGUUUACUAGGUGUAUGUAGUAAAAUGAUCUAGUCCUCUGUGUAACAUUUUUAAAUAUUUUAUAAUUUAAUACUGUAAUAAAAAAUUGUCUGAGUUUUGUGUUUUCACACACACAAUAACAAUAUACAGUAACACAAUUCUCUAAAGCAAUCAUAAAUUAUCAUUAGGGAAAGUGCUAAACUAAGAUACAAUAUAGUCAACAUUGAUUAUGAAUGCCAUGAGGAUGAAUCAAAGAUCUGAAUUUUGAGA